CACAGUGUAUAAAUACGCCGGGUUGUCAAACAGUAAAGUUUCUCUGGAUCCUGUGUGUGCAAAGUGUUGGCUUGAGACUUGAGCUGUGAGAGAGCCGGAGCUACGUUUUAAAUAGAGGAGAAAUAACGACAUAGAGGUGAAACAAGUGUCUAAAGGGAAGAGCUGUGACAACACAAGGAUUUUAAAGGAUAAACGCAGGGGUGGAGAGAAAGAAGCAAGGGGAUUGUUAACAGAAAGCUGUGACAUCGCAUAACCGUCUGCAAAAAGCUGCCUUUACCAUGGAGACGCCAAAAGAAUCAUACACUUUACAGUAAGCCAGAGGAAAAACACCUUGUUACAGUUGCAUUGCCUGACUUUCUGCACCACUAUUUUAAACAUAAGAAGGCGGUAACCCUGCACAGCCAUGCAUCUAGAAGUGAAGGUUGCCCUCAACUUUAUUGUGUCCUACCUGUACAACAAGCUGCCUCGGCGUCGAGCUGACCUGUUUGGUGAGGAGCUGGAGAGGAUACUGGUGUCUCGUUUUGAGGGUCACUGGUACCCUGAAGCCCCACUCCGGGGUUCUGCUUUUCGCUGCAUCCACCUGGGAGCACCGAGGGACCCCGUGGUUGAGUUGGCCGCCAAGAGGAGUGGACUGGACACCGAAGAGGUCCGUGCAAAUGUUCCUGCAGAGCUCAGUGUGUGGAUCGACCCUUAUGAGGUGUCUUACCAGAUCGGAGAGAAAGGGGCCGUAAAGGUGCUCUACCUGGAGGACCCUCCAGGCCUCAGCUGUGACAGUGAGAGGGCUGAGGCAGUGAUAAGAGAGGGCAACGGAGAUACAGAGGUGGAAGAAGCCAAGAAUUUGGGCUUCAACCCAGAUGCUCAGGUGUUUGUGCCAAUCGGAAGUCAAGCGUCUCCCGCUCUCAUGCCAUCACACUCCAGCUCUCCCACACCUCUAUCUGCCCAAUCAUGCUCCGGGCUCUUUAGCUACCCCAGCUCGACCACGCCCCCUGACCCUGCUGCCCACUCCUCCAACACCUCCACCCCUUCCCCUCCAAGCGGCGGGCUGCCCUACCUCUCUGCUCAGCACCCUCCCACUGCUCUCCCCAGUGCUCGACCUCAACCCAUCACUUUCACCACCGCCAGCUUUGCCGCCACUAAAUUCGGCUCAACCAAGAUGAAGAAGUGCAGUGGCACAGGGUCACCAGCCAGCUCUGGAGUUGUCAUACCAUCUACCCAGAGGGUUAUGUCCCGCUCUCCUACCAACAUCUCAACACCAGAGCUACUCAAGCACAAGCCGCUUUCUCUCUCUUUGCACUCCCUCGGUGGUCCCAUCCCCAGCCAGCUCUCUCCCAACGCCAAAGAAUUUGUCUACCCAGGAUCCCCAGGCCCCCUUUACUUCGAAGCUGACGCUCAGCCCAUGCAACCUCAUACCAGCCCUUUCCAGCCCCCCCACACUGUCAACACCCAUCCGUCUUUUGACCCCUUCUCCAGCCCACCUCCAGCCCCGGGUGUAGGCAUCAUCAGCAGCAAUGGCGGGAUCUCUUACAUGGAGAAGCCACCAUUUGUGGAGGGUUUAGGAAGCUACAACCUGCAAUAUCCCAGCCAGUCCUUCCAGCCCGUUGUGCUGGCCAACUAAGCCUUCAUUUGUAAUGAGAAGAGUCGUUAUUGGAGGAGUCGGGUGUGAGCACAGUGAUGCUCCUGAUGUGUGAUUUUUUUUCUAAGACAUUGUUCUAAUACUAAUACAAGUUAAGAGUUUGUUUUACUACGAAGAUUAAAAAAAACAAAAAAAACAGCAACCCACAUUCACUGAAUAUUUCAUGUGAUUUGUUUUGUUUCUCCUCAACCGCCGACCCCACCCUGCCCCCAUUGUCCAUUGCUGUUCGUCAUGUCCCGUGUGUUGGCUUUGAAGGUGUGGGUGGGGUUGAGUUCCAAGUCUUUUUCAGUCUCUAAUGUUUAUUGUUUUGCAUUGAAUGUUAAUGUGGGAGACUUUUUUUUU
Molecule: messenger RNA, 1975 nt
Organism: Solea senegalensis (Senegalese sole)
Lineage: Eukaryota; Metazoa; Chordata; Actinopteri; Pleuronectiformes; Soleidae
Product: protein Tob2
Exons: 2
Coding region: 404-1615 (403 amino acids)
Biological process (GO): regulation of gene expression
Cellular component (GO): cytoplasm; nucleus
Molecular function (GO): transcription corepressor activity
Source: RefSeq, a predicted model, not a curated record